AAUGUUACCCGCCUGCUUGAGCGGGGUGUUAAUCUCAUCCUGUGUGUGUGUGUGUGUGUGUGCGCGUGUGUGUGUGUGCGUGCGUGUGUGGGGGGAGGCGUGUGUGCGUGGGAGUGAGCGAAGCCAUGUGUCAGGUCAGGUAAAUGUGGUUGCCAGGCCAACGGGACAGUGGCUGGUAAUCAGCCGGUUGGCCGCCUUGCACUUGCAGGAAGCCUGCGUCCUUGUAAUCGCCGCAAUAACGACGCCCAUAUUCGGCAGCGGUCGCGAGCUGCUUACUGGGGUAAACGUUCAGGAUUUCUUUUAGCUUUUUAGGGAUUUACCAACAUCGACUUGUUUCCGCUUAACUGACAGUCAUUUAUUUGGUUUAAGUAACUGGACUGCCAACCAGCCGGUCCUAGUCUAGGAGGUAUAUCUUACAUGAGGUUCUUGAGUUGCUUUGUUGGAACGUUUUACUGUGAGGUAUGUGCUGUGUCUAGAUUUGAAAAAGUCUGUCUCCUCUGUUUCUCUUGGAUGGGACAUGCUGACUUGGUGGGCAGGCUCGCUGUCCAGAGGCAGCUGUCUUCCCAUCAUGCCGUGUUCUCGAUGUGAUCCCAGGGGGUGAUCCAAGCGGUUUUGGGAAGGCCUGUGUGGAGGCUGCCCACCCCACAGCGAAUGUUUGGCAUUCCAGCCUAGCGGAGGCAUUUCCUGUCAACAAGACCCCUGGCAGACUUGCACGCCUGAUCUCUGCUUCCCGCUGCUGUCUCCAUCCCUCUCGAUCCCGGCCUUGCUUCAGCGCGUGCUGGCCCUCGACAGGGAGCGCAGCUGUCAGCGGUAUCUUCCCUCGGGAUGCUCACGGAAGUUCUGCCGAGUUCUGUCAGACUUGUUUGUUUUCCUUUGUGCGGGAAUGCUGCUGUGCCGGAAAGACUCACGUGCCGCGACCCGCAGCUGCGGGCUUGGCUGCAAGGGCUGGGAGGGGCCGUAGUAACCGGACAAAGGCUGAGUCACGCAUCUGAUAGGUUACAGGGUGAUUUGACGCUUCGCUUACGGAAGGCUUUCCCAAGCCUGCUGCUGGAACGUCUAAUCAGGCUCUGAGAACCGGGCUGGGCGGUUCUGCCGAUUCCAAGGUGCAGCUCCUUUGCUUCUUGAAGUGUGGUAUUGCCUGGUGCCGGUCUGCCGUAACUGCAUUUGGCUCAACUUUUAAAAAAAAAGUGUUUCUGCAGAAGAUUUCAGCAGCCAGACGUUCCUCGGGACUCAUUCGGUCAGGGCACCUGAUGAUGUCGGAGAUGAUAUAGGCAGUAAUCAGGGUUCCUCUGCUCCGCAAUACCACAGGAGCUUUCAGAACCAGGGAGCUGCCAGGUUCUAAAAGACUGCUGCCACAGAGGAGAGCACAUAAUUAAACAGAGAGGUGGAGUAAUUAAAGGGAGCGGGAUCAUUUUGGAUCGGGGACAGAGGAGGUUCUCCAGAGACCCAGCACUUCUGGAAUUAAUGACACAGUCUCUUUCUGCUUACUGUGAUGACAUCGAUGUGCUGUUACCAUAGAAACCAGCGUCCCAGUGCAGACGGUUGAUGUCCAGGUGCUGAGUCAGGUGAUGGCCACACAGGUGGAAGUCAAGUCAAUGGAUGUGGGGAGAGCCGGAGGUCUUGGGGGGCGUCUGCAUUUGAGUCCCCUGGCGGACUCCAGCAACAAGAACCCCGUGGAGGGCUCUGGUCCAGGCUCCCUCAUCCUCAGCCCGGAGUCAGCUAAGCCUGUGCCGGGGCCUAAGCCACGCCUCACUCCCAAACCCUACAUGUCAGAGAAGACUGCCACAGUGAGGCCCAUCCUUGCUCCCAAGCCCAACACCAAGACUCGGGUUGACUUGGCCCAACCUGGUUCCCUCAAGUCAGACCUGCCCAGCACCCCUAAACCCUCAGCAUCCCUGGCUAACUACCCUGCUCCAGCUACGAUGACACCCACCCCCAAGCCUGGCCUCACACAAACCCCGAGGCUUCAUGUCCUCAGCAGGCCAACCUCUAUUUCAGCAGAGGUUGGGCCGCAGGGAGCAGACUUCAGACAACCGAAGGCCAAGGCUCCUACUUCAGCAGAGUGGUCCGGUACCACAGAGCGGGGGCAGGCACUGGAGAAGCCAGGAAGUCGCGAGCGGCCCAUCGUCAGAGCCAAGUCCAUGGGCUACCUCUCGCAUCUGGAGCGGGACAGUGCCAAAGAUCAGGUCACUGAGGAUUCCUCAGCCAAGGGUGUGACUUCAGUGAGGUCAGGAACCUGGAAGAACCUUAAGCCACGGCCUAUCUCUGCCAUUUUGCUGCCAGCAGAGGCCCAGGCAGAAACCAUAGCCCCCGAUCCCAUUCCCCGCUGGAAGGGUAGGCGGCCUCUGUCCACGGACCUCACUGCCAAGUUCGAGUUUGUCGGUCUCUCACUGCACCGACGACCCAGCAGAACCGAUGCCAAGGAAAACACUCCAGAGAGGGUCAGUGAGGACAAUAGCAUGCCCUCAGGGAGGGGGGAGUGUGAGAAAGGGGCAGAGUCUGUGACAUCCUCUGUCCCAGAACACCGACCCAAACCCUCCUUGCCUGAAAGGAAGAAUGAGAAGGAGGACAUCCGAGAGGAGGUACGGACAAGUGACGGCAUAAAAAGGAGGAUCACCCUUCUGUUUGACUCCGCCCUCCCGGCCCCAGCUGCCGAGUCCUUGCCUGCUGGGGAGCCUCGAACCCCAACACAGUCCGCUGUGAAUGCGAACACCCCAAUGGGCGUGAAGCAGAGGAUCCAGAAGCUGACCGAAGACUCGCCGUCCACUCCAGCUCCCACUCCGAGGAUGUUGUUUAAGCCCCGCCCCCUACCCCCCGACCUCACCAAACGCUUUGCUGUGGAGAAGUCGGAGGAGUUGAGCUGCUCUCCACCGAGCCCUCAGGGGAGGGAGAUGCCGAAGCCGUGCAGUGGGAGCGACGGGAAGUUGGAUGACCCUGCCAGCACUAAUCCAAUGGAGGGAGAGGAAGGGGAAGACAGGUUCCCUAAUCCAAGUGACAGGCUCCUCCAGGAACGCCAAGAACUAUCAGCUGAGGGGACAAAGGGCGGCAGCCAGACAGAGAGCAGAAUAGUGCCGGGUAUACCUGGAACUGUGGUUCAGACGGUACGAGCUGCCUUGUUUGAAAAUGUGGUGGAGAGGCACAGUGUGCGAGUGCUGGAGGAUCCCACGUUUGCAGCUCGGCCUCGGAGGAGCCUUUCUCUGCGGUACGGGGAUGAACAAGCAAGAGCUCACAACUCGCUCCGUGUGGAUCACAUGUUUGACACUGUGCCUGCUGUGGGUGAGCGGAGAGCAACGAGUGAGCGCGUGUCUAUAGCCCAGUUGGAGGAGAAGGCCAUGACCCUGCGAUCUCGCGGGGAGGUGCAACAGAAAGUUUGCUCAAACCCACUACGUCAGAGGAGAUACAGGGACCCUCUCUGUCCCUGGGCCCCAAGACAGAGCCCCGUGUUCUGA
Brienomyrus brachyistius is the source of this 3449-nucleotide messenger RNA. RefSeq lists its product as uncharacterized. Bases 1569 to 3449 code for a protein of 626 amino acids. The transcript has 5 exons. NCBI's taxonomy places the organism in Eukaryota, Metazoa, Chordata, Actinopteri, Osteoglossiformes, Mormyridae. The record is from RefSeq and is a predicted model, not a curated record.